Molecule: messenger RNA, 1633 nt
Organism: Salvia hispanica
Lineage: Eukaryota; Viridiplantae; Streptophyta; Magnoliopsida; Lamiales; Lamiaceae
Product: strychnine-11-hydroxylase-like
Molecular function (GO): monooxygenase activity; heme binding; oxidoreductase activity, acting on paired donors, with incorporation or reduction of molecular oxygen
Source: RefSeq, a predicted model, not a curated record
UCCUUCAAAAAAUACAUUAAAAUGAAUCUGCAGAUUCCAUACAUGAUUCCACUUCUCACACUCAUCAUCACACUCCUCUUCCUAAUAAUAAACAAAGCAAUCAGAAAGCCCGGGAAGCUCCCUCCCGGGCCGCGAAAGCUCCCGAUCAUCGGGAACCUCCACCAGCUCGGCAAACGCCCCCACCGCUCCCUCCAAAAACUCUCCCAAAAACACGGCGAUCUCAUGUCUUUACACCUCGGAUUCAGGCCGGUAUUAGUCGUGUCAUCAGCCGACAAAGCCCGUGAUAUCUUCAGAAACCACGACCUCGCCUUCUCGGGCCGGCCCGCCCUCUACGCAUUCACCAAAAUAUGCUACAACCUCUCCUGCGUCUCGACCGCACCGUACGGAGCCUACUGGAGAGAAGCGCGGAGAAUCUUAGUCAACGAGGUGAUGACGGCGAAGCGGGUCGGGUCGUUCGGCAACAUCCGGGCAGAGGAAGUGGCCCGGAUGAUGGACUCCAUUUCGGGCGCUGCUCCGGACCCGGUCGACUUGAGCGCGGCGGUGUUUGCUAUGUCGAACAGCUUCGUCACUCGCGCUGUGUUCGGGGCGGCCGGCGGCAAGGGGGCUGGGAAGGGGAGGAGUUUCAGGGAGAUUUUUGGUGAGUUGCAGAAGCUUGGCGUAGAGUUUAACUUGGCGGAUUAUUUUCCGGGUUUGGGUUGGGUUAAUCGGAUCAAUGGUGUGGAUAGAAGGAUUGCGGAGAGUCUUCGGGAAUUGGAAGGGGUUUUUGAGAGGGUGAUCGGAGAGCAUCGUGAUCGGACGGCGGCGGAUUCCGGCGAAGGGGAUAUCGUUGAUGUGCUGCUUCGAGUGCAGAAGGAAUCUCAGCUCUUGGAUUAUCAGCUUAAGGCUAUGCUCUUGGAUGUAUUUGUGGCGGGAAUCGACACUUCGGUAGCAACAAUCAUAUGGAUAAUGGCGGAACUCAACAAAAACCCAACCGUCAAACAAAAAGCUCAACAACAAGUGCGAGAAAUCGCAAAAGGUAAAUCCAUGGUGGAAGAAUCAGACCUCCCAAAACUCACAUACCUAAAGCAAGUCAUCAAGGAGACAUUCCGGCUCCACCCACCGGCGCCGCUACUGGUUCCCCGAGAAACCAUAGAGCCUUGCGCCAUUGACGGCGGCAAGUACCAUAUUCCCGCCAAAACCAGGGUUUUCUUCAAUGCAACAGCAAUGUCUGAGGAUCCGGCGGUAUGGGAAAACCCUAGGGAAUUCUCUCCGGAGAGGUUCGAGGAUAGCGACGUCGAUUUUAGAGGGCAGCAUUUCGAGCUGCUGCCGUUUGGUGCUGGGAGGAGGGGUUGCCCCGGGAUCAACUUCUCCAUUUCGGUGGUGGAGCUGGUCGUGGCGAAUCUUUUGUUCCGAUUCGAUUGGAAGCUUCCGGAAGGAAUCUCAGCGAAGGAUAUUGAUAUGGAUGAAUCGGUUGGGGUUGUUAUGCAUAAGAAGACUCCUCUUUGCUUAGUAGCUUGCUCAGUAAAUAAUUAGAAGUUGUCCAUGUGUUAAAUGCUAUUGUAACAUAUGCCGAAAAUAAGAUCUGUAAAUAAUGUCAAUGUGUUAAAUGCUAUUGUAACAUAUGCCGAAAAUAAGAUCAAUGUUUUUGUACUUA